ACACGGGGUUAGGUGCAUAUUUUGUCCAGCAGCGUGAAGUGUGACUCGAAGUUCUCAGUCAGCGGAAACUGCUUGAGAGUUUGAAAUUGUUCGGUAACGCCCUGCAGAGAGAGAGAGAGAGAGAGAGCGAGCGAGCAAGCAAGCCAGCAGCGAGUAGGGAUAGAAGCGAGGAGGUAAGUCUUAUUAUCCGGCACAUGCUCCCCAGGGAAGGACGCUUGCUACCUGAACUUCUAACAAUUGGAAUCAGGACCGCUGGAUUCUGGAAUGUUGAAAGAUGGCACUGGCUGGCAUCGAUGCGUCGUGGGAGCUGAAGAUUGAGGUGGAAGAAUUGGGUCCCGAAGCAGAUCCUAUCACGCUGAGGGUGACAGGGGACAUGCACAUCGGUGGAGUCAUCCUGCAACUGGUGGAAAAAAUUGAGAUUAAGAAGAACUGGUCGGACCAUGGGCUGUGGUGGGAACAGAAAAGACGCUGGGUCCUGAAAACGAACUGGACGCUGGACAAGUGCGGCAUCCAGGCCGAUGCCAAGCUCAUUUUCACCCCUCAACACAAAUCCAUACGACUCCAGCUCCCCAACCUGAAGACAGUGAAGUUGAAAGCCAGUUUCUCCAGCCCUGUCUUCAGGUCCAUCAUUGGCAUCUGCAAAAUACUCAAUAUCCGGCAUCCUGAGGAGCUGUCGCUUCUGAAACCACUGGACGAUCCUAACCAGAAGAGGAAGAAGAAGGAGAAGGACAAUGAGCCGGAGGAGGAGGUGGUGGAUCUGGAAAGUCUCGUGAUACCUCGAGGGAUACAGAAUCAGAGUUAUAACCAGCCGAUCGGAGUCCAUUACAUGAGGGAUACUCCUGAGGGAGAGGCUGGUUAUCGGAUCCUGGCCAUCACUCAGCCCGGUAUGUCCCCGGAACUCAUUGCAAAGAUGAACCGGCCGAGCACACUGAUUGACAAGGCUCAGGUCCACAGCAGAUGGCUUGACUCCUCUCGCUCGCUGAUGUCGCAGGAGAUUAAAGAGAAUGACAAGUUGCUGAUUCGUUUCAAAUAUUUCAGCUUCUUUGACCUGGAUCCCAAGUACGAUGUGGUCCGGAUAAACCAGCUGUAUGAACAGGCUCGAUGGGCUGUCCUCCUCGAGGAGAUCGAGUGUACAGAAGAGGAAAUGAUGAUGUUCGCAGCUCUGCAGUAUCACAUAAACAAACGUUCGCAGUCGGGGGAAACUGAGGAAGUUCACAAGGACUCGGAGCUGGAUGAAGUAGAAGCUGCUCUGUCUACACUGGAGGUUAAACUGGAGGGAUCAAACCCAAAUGAUGUAUUGGACAGCAUAACCUCGAUUCCAGAGCUCAGAGACAACCUCAAAAUCUUCAGGCCCAAGAAACUGACGUUGAAAGCCUAUAAACAAUAUUGGUUCAUUUUCAAGGAAAUGACCAUCUCCUGUUACAAGAACCAGGAGGCGUUUGGGGAACCCAUCCAGCAGAUGAACCUGAAGGGUGAGGAAUUCCGCGAGCGUCAGGCGGGGGUGGGGCAGGUGGACGGGG
This is a messenger RNA of Carcharodon carcharias (great white shark), 1520 nucleotides long. Its product is annotated as fermitin family homolog 3-like. The record is from RefSeq and is a predicted model, not a curated record. Gene Ontology annotation, biological process: platelet aggregation; regulation of cell-cell adhesion mediated by integrin; integrin activation. Lineage: Eukaryota; Metazoa; Chordata; Chondrichthyes; Lamniformes; Lamnidae. The annotation marks the transcript as partial. Gene Ontology annotation, molecular function: integrin binding. The transcript has 10 exons. Gene Ontology annotation, cellular component: cell-substrate junction.